CACUUUUCAGAACUGAUGGCUCUCUCUGAGUACCGUGUGAACUUCAGGCCCCGGUAUGUGACCCGGUAUAAGACAGUGACCCAGCUGGAGUGGAGAUGCUGUCCCGGGUUCCGUGGCCCAGACUGCCAGGAUGGGCCCCGGGACCCUGCCAAGGGCCCGCACCCCUCGCCCUCACGGCCACGGAAUAGCGUGAAGAAGGCCACAGAUAAUGAGGAACCCAGCCAGGUCUCCCCACCCAAGGCCCCUCUGCCCCCCACACGAGCCGCAGACCCAGGGCAGCACGCAGAGCCAGGUCAGGGGCUGCAGAAGCUGCAGGAGCAGAAGAUCCAGGUUCUGGAGGAGAGCGUCCUGCGCCUCACGAGGACGGUGCUGGACCUGCAGGCCUCCCUGGCGGGCGCGGGCGAGCGCCACAAGCCCUCAGUGCAGGCUGAUGCCGGCACAACGCCCGCGCCCGACCCAGCUGACCCCGGGGACAUGGCCCAGCUCCCUGGCGGCCUGCACGGCAAGGAGUCCGGCAUGAAGGACAUCAAGUCAGAGCUGGCCGAGGUCAAGGACACCCUGAGGACCAAAAGCGACAAGUUGGAGGAGCUGGACGGGAAGGUGAAGGGCUAUGAGGGCCAGCUGCGCCAGCUGCAGGAGGCGGCGCAGGGCCCCACGGCCACCAUGAGUGCCCCCGAGCUGCUGCAGGCCUACGUGGACGAGAGACUCGCAGCGCUGCGCGCGGAGCUGCUGGAGGGCAUGGACCGCAAGCUGGCCGACCUCAAGGACACCUGCGAGUACAAGCUGGUGGGGCUGCAGCAGCAGUGCGACGACUACGGCAGCAGCUACCUGGGCGUCCUCGAGCUGCUCUCGGAGAAGGAGGCCAGCCUGCGGAAGGACCUCGGCGACCUCCGCGCCCGGCUGCAGGACCCUGCGGCCCGGCCCGGCUGCUGUGAUGGUGAACCGGCCGGCGACUGGGGCUCGCAGAUCCGGGCGCUUGACCAGAAGGUGGAGCGCGUGGCCGAGGCCGCCAGGAUGCUGAACGGGCGGCUGGACAACGAGCUUGGCCGCCUGGCAGUCCCGGAAGCGGAUGUGGACUUUGACGCCCGGUGGGAGGAGCUGGACGCCAGGAUCAACGUGACGGAGAAGAACGCGGAGGAGCACUGCUUCUACGUGGAGGAGACCCUGCGGGGGGCCAUCGACGGCGAGGUCGGGGACUUGCGGCAACUCCUGGACCAGAGACUCCACUCCCUUGAGGACAGGCUGGACAGCGUCCUCCUGCAGGUGGCCAAUGGCAGCGAGGGCCCGGCGCUGCCUGAGGCACCCGGCUGGGACGGCGCCCACGUCCUGGGCGAGCUGCAGCGCUUGAAGGAACAGGUGCGGGGCGUGCAGGAUGGCUGCCUGCAGAGCCUGUCCGGGGGAGGCGCCCUGUCCCCUGGGGACCAGGCGCCCGAGGUGGGUGACAGCGUGAGCCUCUGGAGAGCUCUGAAUGACUCGGUGCACCGCAGGCUGCACUCUGCUGAGCUCAGCAUCCAGCAGCUGCAGGAGGACCUCGGGGCCCUGCAUUCCCGGCUCAACCGCACUGAGGACAGUGUGACCCGUUUACAGAAGGCCGGCCAGGUUACCAAGGGCAAACAGGAGGUCACCCUCCCAGCCCCACAGGCGCCUGAGGCUCCAUGCUGCGCCCAGCUGGAGGAUGGGUGGCAGAGGCUGCAGGCCCGGGUGCUGGCCGAGCUGGCCACGUGCAGUGAGCGGGCACGUGGGGCACAAGGCGGGGUGGCCGCGGUCGAGGGCCGGGUGUCCCUGCUGGAGAGGACGUGCGGCAAGCUGGACUCGGUGGCUGGCAGCCUGCAGAGGAUGAAGGAGGCCCUUGGCACACACGUGGCCGGGCUGUGGGCCUGCGUCCGGCAGAUGAACCGCACCCUCGGGGCACAUUCCAGGGACAUCGCAGGCCUGCGGAGCUCCGUGCAGCAGUUCUACAGCCAUGUCUUCCAGGUCUCCUCUGACCUGCAGGACCUGGUCACGUUUCCGCCACCAGCAGCUGAGGAGCCCUCUGCAGUGGCCCCCACGGAGGAGACCCCCCAGCUGCCGGCUGAGGCCACCACUGCUUCACCACAGCCUGAGCCGAGCACUGAGCUACUUGAGGACAUUGUAGGACAGAGGCCCCCGGACCAGCGGCCGGUGCUCCCUAAGCGACCCCCACAGCCACGGCCCCCGGAGCAGCUGCCACUCCCACCUUUUCGGCCUGGCUGGGUGGCGCCACACUUGCUGCCAGGCGCCACGGGAGUUGUGAUGGAGACCGGUGAGGCCGGGCCUCCAGGCCGGAAGCAUGUGUCGGGCAAGGGCCUGCCCAAGGGCGUGGAUGGGCAGAGCGGGCUCCGGCCUGAGCCCAGCGCCGAGGGCUAUGCAGGCGCCCCAGGGUACCCCCAGACACCGCCUGCAGCCACCCCAGGGCUCCUGGAGCCCGGCCUCGUGUCCUUCUCCGCGGGACUCACGCAGAAGCCGUUCCGCAGCGAUGGGGGCGUCGUCCUCUUUAACAAGGUGCUGGUGAAUGACGGGGACGUCUACAACCCUGACACUGGCGUCUUCACGGCCCCGUACGACGGGCGCUACCUGAUCACGGCCACGCUCACUCCUGAGCGCAAUGCCUACGUGGAGGCCGUCCUGUCGGUGGCCAACGCCAGCGUGGCGCAGCUGCACACGGCCGGGUACCGGCGCGAGCUCCUGGAGUUCCACCGCGCGCCUGGGGCCGUGCACACCUGCGGGGGCCCCGGCGCCUUCCACCUGGUCGUGCACCUCAAGGCUGGCGACGGUGUCAACGUGGUGGUGACGGGCGGCCGGCUAGCUCACACGGACUUCGAUGAAAUGUACUCCACCUUCAGCGGGGUUUUCCUGUAUCCCUUCCUUGGCCACCGCUAGGUGCCGGCCUUCGUAUACUCAGUUGGCACGGACUCGAGGAGCCGGGUCAGGAGCCUGCCUGCCCCACGACGCGGGCCCAGGCAGUCACCGGACUGGGCAACGGGAAGGCCAGGGACGCCCCUGUCCCUGAUCCCUCCCUGGCCUUGUCCCUAGCUCUGGCCCCACCCAGGGCCCAGCCGGACACCCCGGCUGCCUGAGAUCUGGGGGUGGGCGGCCGGCUGCAGGGCAUCUUGCCCCGCCCUCCCCGGAGAGAGACAGUGCAGGAGAAAAGUCCAAACACUGAAGACCCCCAGCCCCAGCACCCCGAGUGUCCAGUGCGGGUUCCUCAGGUGGGGACAGAGCAGACUGGCUGGCACGCGACUGAGGCGCAGAGCCGGGUGGGAGGUGGGGGUCAAUAAAGACAUAGAC
Molecule: messenger RNA, 3306 nt
Organism: Octodon degus (degu)
Lineage: Eukaryota; Metazoa; Chordata; Mammalia; Rodentia; Octodontidae
Gene: Emilin2
Product: elastin microfibril interfacer 2
Exons: 7
Coding region: 16-2898 (960 amino acids)
Molecular function (GO): protein binding
Source: RefSeq, a predicted model, not a curated record